Molecule: messenger RNA, 408 nt
Organism: Caenorhabditis briggsae
Lineage: Eukaryota; Metazoa; Nematoda; Chromadorea; Rhabditida; Rhabditidae
Exons: 2
Coding region: 1-408 (135 amino acids)
Cellular component (GO): endoplasmic reticulum membrane
Molecular function (GO): phosphatidate cytidylyltransferase activity
Source: RefSeq, a predicted model, not a curated record
AUGCCAAAAAAUUCUGAAAAUUACAAUUUUCAUGAAACACGAAAAACAUGCCCGGUCCAACACUAUCAAACUGAUAGCUCCAACUGCACGAUCCCAUUGGCAUUCCAACUUCAAGACUACCCAGUUCCACGUCCAUUCUCCUUCAUCUACAAAAUUCUCCGCAAAAAACCAACUGUCCAGCUGUGUCCAUUCGACUUUGGAGAUGUGAUCCCAGGACAUGGAGGAUUGAUGGAUCGAUUCGAUUGCCAACUUCUGAUGGGAACAUUCGUUAUGGUUUACAUCCACAGCUUCAUUCGAGUUCCAGACGCUUCCAAACUCAUCAAACAAAUCAUGACACUCGAGCCAAACGAACAAUUGGAUAUUUUCAAUUUGUUAAAGUCCGAGCUAUCCAAGACUGGAUUACUGUAA